Hyposmocoma kahamanoa is the source of this 1834-nucleotide messenger RNA. Its product is annotated as recQ-mediated genome instability protein 1-like. Gene Ontology annotation, molecular function: nucleotide binding. The coding region runs from base 37 to 1566 and encodes 509 amino acids. Gene Ontology annotation, cellular component: RecQ family helicase-topoisomerase III complex; nuclear body. Gene Ontology annotation, biological process: double-strand break repair via homologous recombination; resolution of meiotic recombination intermediates. The transcript has 8 exons. The record is from RefSeq and is a predicted model, not a curated record. Lineage: Eukaryota; Metazoa; Arthropoda; Insecta; Lepidoptera; Cosmopterigidae.
GGUGUUGUACUGAAAGCUGAUUCAAUCAAUAAGAAAAUGUCUACGAGUAGUCUUUUAAAUUCCGUGCGUACAUAUUUAGCUUCGCAUCACAUGUUUGUCGACGAUGAAUGGUUGGCUGGAUGCAUAGAGUAUCUAACUGAGGAUAGCAGCACUAAUUAUAACGAAAGAGAGAUACAAAACUUGGCUAAAGAACAAUGGUUGUUGAAUGAUUUGAAAGACAUUUGUCCUGGUUCUUUGCCGGCUAAUUUGAAGAAUCAGCUGAAAACUACCCUAAAUGGACGAUUUGUGUUGCAAAUUAACGCUUGUCUUGAUAUUGGCACACCUGCCUACCAACAAUACUUGAAACUGCAGAAAGUGAACAUGGAGAAUGUAGAGGCCACCACAAACUUUGAUGAUAAGGUACCAAGUCAUAGAAUGAUAAAACUCUACCUAACUGAUGGUGUGCAAACUUUAUCAGCAAUUGAGUACAAGCCGAUGAGGAACCUCAGUUGUGACAUAACACCAGGCUGCAAAAUUCUUAUUAAAGGUCCCGUAGAAUGCCGCCGAGGCGUUCUUCUCCUGACAGAAAGCAUGAUCGAAUUGCUAGGUGGUGAAGUUCAAGAAAUAGCGAUAUCUAAUUCACUGGCUGGUCUAGUAUCUAGCAAACUCGGCCUGCCUGUCACGCAAGAACCUGACCAAAACACAACAAUAACACAACCUCGCAAUGCCACUCUCCCAGCUCCGCAUACACAAAUGCCAUCACGCACCGACCAACAUAACCUGAGCGUUGAAGACUCGAGACCUGUCGCAAGAGUCACGAGCAUUCAAGUGUCAGCUUUCAAUGAUGACGACAUAGAUUUUGACCAAUUAGAAGCCAUUGAAGCCCAAUUCGAUAAUAGACCUUCUACAUACACAAAUAACGAGAGAAAUAGAAUAGAUUCCCAAAUGGAAAAUUCUGGGAAAAGGCCGUUACAAGAUUCUGGUAAUAAACCGGAAAAGAAAUUGAAAAUGGAAUUGAAUGCGUCAAGUGAUUAUCCGGAAGACAAUGAUUUGGUUUUCGAAGACGAAGAUUAUUUGAAUGAAAUGGAAGCAAAAUUCGAUAGAGAAGAAAGAUCUAGGAUCGAAGGACCUAAAGAACCAGUAGUAGUGUCGGCAGAACCGUUUGUGUUUAUUAAACAAAUUAACGAAUUGAGUGUAAGUGAGAGAGCGGGAAGAGUUUUUAAAGUUAAAGGACAGAUUAUGAAGCUUUUGUCAAAGUUGUCUGUAGGUAAAGACGGAUGGAGUCUAAAGUGCACAAUAGUAGACGGCACGGGCAGUAUUGACGCGGACUUCACAAGCAACGUACUUUCUAAAUUGGUUGGGUUCACCCCCCAGGAGAUGAACCAAUUGAAGAAACAGAUGGUAAACAACCCAGUGUUAAAGGCUAAAGCUGUUGAGGCCCUGCAAAAAGCAAAGGACUCGUUACAGAUCCUAUACUGCAUAAUAGAGCUAACAAUUCUAGAAGUGCCACAAAUUACCUGCCUUAUUCCUUUUGAUGAUAGCCACGUGGAUUUGUUGAAGAAACGAACCGGAGACAGCGGGUUAUAGCAUGAGGUUCUACAGUAGAGUACUUUUUAAAGGUCAAUCUUCGGUGCUAUUCUAAUUUUAUUAAGCUGUUGAAUACAUACUAUGUUGUAAUUCGACGUUACAAUUUUCUAUAAUAAAUAGUCGGAUAUACAACUGACGUGUAGUGCGUUGCUACAGUCCAUUUGUUUAGGUACUUAACUAAAUGUAAACAAUCUUGAUACAUCUUUUUAUUGAAACACAUGCUUUACAAAUCAAUAGGUAUAAAAAUAGGCAUGCAAUUUCAUAUGAA